AUGGCAAGCCACAAUGGAAGCAUAAACUCAUGCCUUCUCAUAUCUUUAUUGGUUGCUUCUUGGAGAAUCUGCGAUGGUGGUAAAAUUCUGGUAUUUCCCUUAGAAGGGAGUCACUGGGUGAACAUGGACAUUCUGAUCAAGGCUCUUCACUCUCAGGGACACACCGUCACAGUGGUACGAACAACUAAAAGUUGGUAUAUUAAAGAAGAGUCUCUUCAAUACAGUUCUAUUACAAUACCUGUCACUGAUGGUGUGGAAUUUGAGGAAUUUGUAAAGCCAAUCAUAAAGAAAGUAAUUGAUAUAGAGAGAGGAACGAGCUCUGUAUUAAACUUUAUACAUUUGCAAAUUGAGAUGUUCUCUGCAAUGUCUAAGGUUCAUGGACUGGAAUGUGACUUCGCAACUGCUGUAUUGAAAGACAAGGAUUUAAUGAAGACCCUAAAGGAGAGCCAGUAUGACCUGGUGCUUACUGACCCAGCAUGGGGGACUGGUAUUUUGGUGGCUCACUAUCUUCAGCUACCUCUAGUCUACAAUGUACGGUGGGUAACCAGUGGAGAGGGACAUUUAGCCAUUGCGCCAUCCCCCAUGUCUUAUAUACCGAUGACUGGAUCAGGGCUCUCACACUAUAUGACUUUCACAGAGAGAGUAAAGAAUAUGCUUUUCUAUUUGCUUUGGGAAGUUCAGGACAUAUUUAUAAUCCGGCCACAUUACCCGGCUGUUUGUGAUUAGUUUUUCCAACCAGGUGUGGACUUCUAUGAGUUAUUACAAGGGGCUGAUCUUUGGCUCAUGAGAGUUGACUUUGUGUUUGAAUUCCCUCGUCCCACCAUGCCUAAUGUUAUCCAUAUGGGAGGGUUCCAAUGUAAACCUGCCAAGCCUCUUCCCCAAGAACUGGAGGGGUUUGCUCAGAGUUCUGGGGAGCAUGGAGUCAUUAUCAUGUCUUUGGGGACUUUUGUCACUGAGUUUCCACAUGAUAUAGCUGAUGUGAUUGCUGCUGCUUUUGCCCAACUGCCUCAGAAGGUCAUCUGGAGACACAAAGGAGACAGACCAGCUACUCUGGGCAACAACACAUUACUAGUUGACUGGAUGCCUCAGAAUGAUCUGUUAGGACACCCGAAGACAAGGCUGUUUGUAGCUCACGGAGGAACAAAUGGGGUUCAAGAGGCUAUUUACCAUGGAAUUCCUGUUGUGGGUCUACCUCUGUUUUCUGAUCAAUAUGACAACCUCCUUCAUCUGAAAGAGAGAGGAGGAGCAAAGCUUUUAUCUUUGGCAACAGUAGACAAGAACAAUAACUUCCUAGAGGCCUUACAGGAAGUUCUGGAUGAGCCGCCCUACAGGAUGAACAUGCAGAGACUCUCCAGGCUACACAGGGACGUGCCAAUGGAACCCCUGGACACUGCUCUCUUCUGGAUUGAGUUUGUCAUGACAUUUACAUUACAUUUUCGUCAUUUAGCAGACGCUCUUAUCCAGAGCGACUUACAGUUAGUGAGUGCAUAGAUUUUUUUUUUUUUUUUUUUUUUUUUUUUUUUUUUCAUGAGACACAAAGGUGCUGCUCACCUGCGUACAGAGUCCUACAGAAUGCCCUGGUACUCCUACCACUCUGUAGAUGUUGUCCUGAUAUUGUUGGCUGUUGUGUCAGUGCUUCUUCUUCUUCUUGUUGCAAUAGUCCGAUAUUUAUGCGUUAGAAAAUGCUUGAAAAUAAAGAUUAAAAGUGAAUGAGCAUAUCCAAUUCUCCACAUUCUGGUGCACACAAAUAAUAGGAUAUGUAUAAAAUAAAGCUGCAAUAUGUAACUUGUUGGGUGACCCGACAAAAUUCACAUAGAUAUGUGAGUUAUAGAUCUGUCAUUCUUAUUGAAAGCAAGUCUAAGAAGCAGUAGAUCUGUUCUUUGUGCUCUAUUUCUAUGCUUCCCAUGUUUUAAGUUUUGUUUUUGCGUCUUUUACUUUCAGUUUUGUACACCAGCUUCAAACAGCUGAAAAUACAAUAUUUUUGGUUACGGAAAAUAUAUUUCACAGUGGUUUAGAUGGUACAAUGAUUUUCUACACUAAACUUGCUUGUUUUGUCACAUAAACUGAGGCAAACUAUUACAAUUUUAGCAACCAGAAAAUGGCAGAGCGAUUUCUGCAUAGUGCAUCUUUAAAUCAUGAAAAUGUAUAAUGUUGAAUUGAAGCCAAUAUAAUAAAAUGCUAAUGUAUAAAUUAGUGUGUAAUAUAUUUGUUGUCAAGUUUUUCCAGAUGGUUGUGCAUUUUGUGAUCCAAUCCUACACUGAGUGGCGCAGUGGUCUAAGGCACUGCAUCGCAGUGCUAACUGUGCCACUAGAGAUCCUGGUUCGAAUCCAGGCUCUGUUGCAGCCGGCCGCAACCGGGAGACUCAUGGGCGGCGCACAAUUGGCCCAGCGUUGUCCAGGGUAGGGGAGGGAAUGGCCGGCAGGGAUGUAGCUCAGUUGAUAGAGCAUGGUGUUUGCAACGCCAGGGUUGUGGGUUCGAUUCCCAUGGGGGGCCAGUAUAAAGAAAACUAUGUAUUCACUAAAUUUAAGUCGGCUCUGGAUAAGAGCGUCUGCUAACCGACUUUGAAAUGUAAUUUAACCUGUACGUAAGUUUGGUUACCAAGACCAGCAUGUUCUGAACAUGUUUCUUUACUAAAGGUCAAAACCUCAUAAAAACCUCGCCCCACUUUAUCAUAUUUCCCACCUUGUUUGAGAAUUGUUUGAUUGCAAGAGGUUCUGGGGUUUGCAUGUACCACUUGAUGAUAGCUGAGCUUGAGGCGACAGAACAGAAAGUUACAGUGGGGAAAAAAAAAGUAAACUAACUAUUUAGGUCAGUCCACCAAUUGUGCAAGUUCUCCACACUAAAAAAGAUAAAGAGGCCUGUAAUGUCGAUCAUAGGGACAACGUUAACUAUGACAGGACCAACUUGGAGAAAAGAAAUCCCGAAAAUCACAUUGUAGAUUUUUUAUGAUUUGAUUUGGCAUAUUAUGGUUGAAAUCAGUAUGAAAAUGAUGAAAAUUACAGGCUCCUCAUCUUUUUAAGUGGGAGAACUUGCACAAUUGGUGGCUGACUAGAUACUUUUUUCCCCCACUGUACAUACUUUGCCAGCAUAAUGUGAUUUGCAGGCCUGAUGUGGCUUGUGAGCCAAGAAAUUCAGACCACUGUGUUAGGGAGAAACUAGGGCAUCAAAGAAAGGCCAUAUGAUAUAUGUAAUGUAUUGUCAUAAAGGGUUUAAUCUUAAUUAAACAAUAACACUUAGGCACUCACUUCGUGAAGGCUACAGGACUGGAAGUGAAUGAACGAAUACAACAACCUCUGUCACUAACUAACACAGUCAUGGGUGUUAACUCCAUCAUUCCCUCAAAAGGCACACUGGUAAAUAUACAAAUAAGAUUUUACACCCUACAGUGUUAAAUAUAAUAAACUGCUGGAGUAAAAAUGUUGUCUGAUGGAGUUGAUUGUUAACUGCUACAGAUUGUUAUCUGCUACAGAGUUUAUUUUCUUACACAUUCAAAACUGUUACUUUAACAUCAGUUAAGUUGGACUCAUAUACAUUCUGAUAUAGUACAAUGUACAAUCUCAGAGUUUUGCUGUGUACAGCUGAAAUGGACAACCUCAUAGCCUUAAAAUAAUAACAAUAUAUGCCAUUUAGCAGACACUUUUAUCCAAAGUCACUUACAGUCAUGCGUGCAUAAAUUUUUAGUUUAUGGGUGACCCCAGCCUUCACAAAAACAUAUUGUAUAUGUCAAACAUUUACAAGUUGGUGAAAGUCCACAAACACAAGAACAUUGUGUUCACUCAGAUGAACUCAUUGAACUCUCACUCUCAUCAAGGGAUUUUCUGUUGAUGAUUACACGUUAACAAGGUAACUAAAGUACACUGAGUGUACAAAUAUUAGGAACACCUUCCUAAUAUUAAGUUGCAAUUUUGUCCUCAGAACAGUCUCAAUUUAUCAGGGCAUGGACUCUAUAAGGUGUCGAAAGCGUUCCGCAGGGAUGCUGGCCCAUGUUGACUCCAGUAGUUCCCACAGUUGUGUCAAGUUGGCUGGAUGUCCUUUGGAUGGUGGACCAUUCUUGAUACAAACUGUUGAGCGUGAAAAACCAAGCUGCAAGAUGUAACUUUUUGGGCGACCUGACAAAAUUAACAUAGAUAUGUGAGUUAUAGAUCACACUCAAACCGGUGCACCUUGCACCUACUAACAUACCCCGUUCAAAAGCACUUCAAUCUUUUGUCUUGCCCAUUCACCCUAUGAAUGGCACACACACACAAUCCAUGUCUCAAUUCUCUCAAGGUUUAAAAAUCCUUCUUUGACCUGUCUCCUCCCCUUCAUCUACACUGAUUUAAGUGGAUUUAACAAAUUACAUCAAUAAGGAAUCAUAGCUUUCACCUCGAUUCACCUGGUCAGUCUAUGUCAAGGAAAGAGCACGUGUUUCUAAUGGUUUGUACACUCAGUGUAUAGUCUUUAAGAUAUCCUAUCCCUGGAGGAGAGCCAGUUAGACCAGGUGCUUACUGACCCAGCAUGGGGAGCAGGUAUUUUGGUGGCUCGCUAUCUCCAGCUACCUCUAGUCUACAAUGUAUGGUGGGUAAACAGUGGAGAUGGACAAUUAGCCAUUGCACCAUUCCCCAUGUCUUACAGUGCCUUGCAAAAGUAUUCAUCCCCAUUGGCGUUUUUCCUAUUUUGUUGCAUUACAACCUGUAAUUUAAAUGGAUUUUAAUUUGGAUUUCAUGUGAUGGACCUACACAAAAUAGUCCAAAUUGGUGAAGUGAAAUGAAAAAAAUUACUUGUUUCAAAAAAUUUGAACAAAUAAAUAACGGAAAAGUGGUGCGUGCAUAUGUAUUCACCCCCUUUGCUAUGAAGCCCCUAAAUAAGAUCUGGUGCAGCCAAUUACCUUCAGAAGUCACAUAAUUAGUUACAUAAAGUCCACCUGUGUGCAAUCUAAGUGUCACAUGAUUUGUCACAUGAUCUCAGUAUACAGUUGACGUCGGAAAUUCACAUAAACCUUAGCCAAAUACAUUUAAACUCAGUUUAUCUCAAUUCCUGACAUUUAAUCCUAGUAAAAAUUCCAUGUCUUAGGAAUUGUCAGAAUAAUAGUAGAGAGAAUGAUAUAUUUCAGCUUUUUAUUUCUUUCAUCACAUUCCCAGUGGGUCAGAAGUUUACUCACACUCAAUUAGUAUUUGGUAGAAUUGCCUUUAAAUUGUUAACUUGGGUCAAACGAUACGGGUAGCCUUCCACAAGCUUCCCACAAUAAGUUGGUUGAAUUUUGGCCCAUUCCUCCUGACAGACCUGGUGUAACUGAGUCAGGUUUGUAGGCCUCCUUGCUCGCACAUGCAUUUUCAGUUCUGCCCACACAUUUUCUAUAGGAUUGGCUUUGUGAUGGCCACUCCAAUACUUUGACUUUGUUGUCCUUAAGCCAUUUUGCCACAACUUUGGAAGUAUGCUUGGGGUCAUUGUCCAUUUGGAAGACCCAUUUGCGACCAAGCUUUAACUUCCUGACUGAUGUCUUGAGAUGUUAAUUAAAUAUAUCCACAUAAUUUUCAUUCCUCAUGAUGCCAUCUAUUUUGUGAAGUGCAGCAAAGCACCGGCACAGCAUGAUGUUGCCAACCCCGUGCUUCACGGUUGGGAUGGUGUUCUUCGAAUUGCAAGCCCACCCCUAUCUCAUCCAAACAUAACGAUGGUCAUUAUGGCCAAACAGUUAUAUUUUUGUUUCAUCAGACCAGAGGACAGCUCUCCAAAAAGUACGAUCUUUGUCCCCAUGUGCAGUUGCAAACCGUAGUCUUGCUUCUUUAUGGAGGUUUUGGAGCAGUGGCUUCUUCCUUGCUGAGCGGCCUUUCAGGUUAUGUCGAUAUAGGACUCAUUUUACUGUGGAUAUAGCUACUUUUGUACCUGUUUCCUCCAGCAUCUUCACAAGGUCCUUUGCUGUUGUUCUGGGAUUGAUUUGCACUUUUCGCACCAAAGUACGUUCAUCUCUAGGAGACAGAACGGGUCUCCUUCCUGAGCGGUAUGACGGCUGCAUGGUCCCAUGGUGUUUAUACUUGCGUACCAUUGUUUGUACAGGUGAACAUGGUACCUUCAGUUUAUACUUGCGUACCAUUGUUUGUACAGGUGAACGUGGUACCUUCAGGCAUUUGGAAAUUGCUCCCAAGGAUGAACCAGACUUGUGGAGGUCUACAAAUUUGUUUCUGAGGUCUUGGCUAAUUUAUUUUGUUUUUCCCAUGAUGUCAAGCAAAGAGGCACUGAGUUUGAAGGUAGGCCUUGCAAUACAUCCACAGGUACACCUCCAAUUGACUCAAAUAAUGUCAAUUAGCCUAUCAGAAGCUUCUAAAGCCAUUACAUCAUUUUCUGGAAUUGUCCAAGCUGUUUAAAGGCACAGUCAACUUAGUGUAUGUAAACUUCUGACCCACUAGAAUUGUGAUACAGUGAAUUAUAAGAGAAAUAAUCUGUCUGUAAACAAUUGCUGGAAAAAUUACUUGCAUCAUGCACAAAGUAGAUGUCCUAACCGACUUGCCAAAACUAUAGUUCGUUAACAAGAAAUUUGUGGAGUGGUUGAAAAACGAGUUUUAAUGACUCCAACCUAAGUGUAUGUAAACUUCUGACAUCAACUGUAUAUACACCUGUUCUGAAAGGCCCCAGAGUGUUCAACACCACUAAGCAAGGGGCACCACCAAGCAAGCGGCACCAUGAAGACCAAUUAACUCUCCAAACAGGUCAGGGACAAAGUUGUGGAGAAGUACAGAUCAGGGUUGGGUUAUAAAAAAAUAUCUGAAACUUUGAACGUCCCACGGAGCACCAUUAAAUCCAUUAUUAAAAAAUUGAAAGAAUAUGGCACCACAACAAACCUGCCAAGUGAGGGCCGCCCACCAAAACUCACGGACCAGGCAAGGAGGGCAUUAAUCAGAGAGGCAACAAAGAGACCAAAGAUAACCCUGAAGGAGCUGCAAAGCUCCACGGCGGAGAUUGGAGUAUCUGUCCAUAGGACCACUUUAAGCCGUACACUCCACAGAGCUGGGCUUUACGGAAGAGUGGCCAAAAAAAAGCCAUUGCUUACAGAAAAAAAUAAGCAAACACGUUUGGUGUUCGCCAAAAGCCAUGUGGGAGACUCCCAAAAAAUAUGGAAGAAGGUACUCUGGUUAGAUGAGACUAAAAUUGAGCUUUUUGGCCAUCAAGGAAAACGCUAUGUCUGGCGCAAACCCAACACCUCUCAUCACCCCGAGAACACCAUCGCCACAGUGAAGCAUGGUGGUGGCAGCAUCAUGCUGUGGGGAUAAUUUUCAUCAGCAGGGACUGGGAAACUGGUCAGAAUUGAAGGAAUGAUGGAUGGCGCUAAAUACAGGGAAAUUCUUGAGGGAAACCUGUUUCAGUCUUCCAGAGAUUUGAGAUUGGGACGGAGGUUCACCUUCCAGCAGGACAAUGACCCUAAGCAUACUGCUAUAGCAACACUCGAGUGGUUUAAGGGGAAACAUUUAAAUGUCUUGGAAUGGUUUAGUCAAAGCCCAGACCUCAAUCCAAUUGAGAAUCUGUGGUGUGACUUAAAUAUUGCUGUACACCAGUGGAACCCAUCCAACUUGAAGGAGCUGGAGCAGUUUUGCCUUGAAGAAUGGGCAAAAAUCCCAGUGGCUAGAUGUGCCAAGCUUAUAGAGACAUACCCCAAGAGACUUGCAGCUGUAAUUGUUGCAAACGUAGCUCUACCAAGUAUUGGGUUUGGGGGGGUGAAUAGUUAUGCACACAAAAGUUUUCUGUUUUUUUGUCUUAUUUCUUGUUUGUUUCACAAUGAAACAUAUUUGCAUCUUCAAAGUGGUAGGCAUGUUGUGUAAAUCAAAUUUUAAUUCCAGGUUGUAAGGCAACAAAAUAGGAAAAAUGCCAAGGGGGGUGAAUACUUUCGCAAGCCACUGUAUAUUCCAGUGACUGGAUCAUGGCUCUCACACAAAAUGACCUUCACAGAUAGAGUAAAGAAUAUGCUUUUCCAUUUGCUUUGGGAAGCUCAGGACAGAUGUUUUAUCCAGCCACAUUACCAAGAUGUUUGUAAUGGGUUUUUCCAACCAGGUGUGGACUUCUAUGAGUUAUUACAGGGGGCUGAUCUAUGGCUCAUGAGAGUUGACUUUGUGUUUGAGUUUCCUCGUCCCACCAUGCCUAAUGUGAUCUAUAGAGGGUUUAAAUUUAUGGGAGUGUGCCAAUUGUCCCUAUCAUGUGGGGUAGAAAAAGCAUGAGGUAGUUCUAUAUAGGCAAUUCUGUGAGGGUUUCUUUGACAUGUUUGGACCAGAAAAUCUUGUUGUUUGACAUUGUGAAAUGUGUCUGCUAUGUUAAACAAUAGUUUAAUGAUUAAUAUUAUACAUCCAUAUUAUAAUCAUGUUCACUCACUGAGUUUUGAGUAACCAUCACUGUGACUUUAACAAAUGGAAAGGUUCUCAUAAAAGCAGUACUUUGACCUUUACUUAACCCUUAUAAACCAACAUGCCACACAAAAGCCAAAGUAAGCUACACAUUUUACAUGUGGCCUCCACAUACAUAAUUUGAAGAUCAACUGGUAAGUAACAUUGCACUGCAUCUUACCUCCAGACUGAAUAAGCUAAUAAUAAUUACGUUAAGUUAAUGUUCAUGGGCAAGGAUGAAAUGUAUUGUGAGAUAUUAUUUACAUACUGUAUCAAAUGUGAAUCUAAAUGAAGAAUAAAGUUUCAUCUUCAUUUUCUCAAACUCUCCAAACCCUAAAGAUAAUUAAUUAUGCACCAUUGAGAACAGCUUUCAUGGUCUUUCAUGAUUUGUAUCAAAUUAAAUUGCAUUUAUUGGUCGCAUACGCAUAUUUAGCAGAUGUUAUCGUGGGUGUAGCGAAAUGCUUGUACAUAAAUGAGAAUAUAUAGUCAGCUAACUGACUAUAUGUCAAAAUCUGUUCAAUGUGUCAUACAAACUGAAUAUGAUUUCCUAUCUCUGUUUGUUUUAUAUUUCAGAUAAAUGUUGACAUACAUUGGAAGCAUGACUUUGUGCCUAUUGAUAUUUCUGUUGAUUAUGUGUGGUUCAGUUUGCCAUGGUGGGAAGUUGCUGGUCUUUCCCGGGGAGGGAAGUCACUGGGUUAACAUGGACAUUCUGAUCAAGGCUCUCCACUCUCAGGGACACACCGUCACAGUGGUACGAACAACAAAAAGUUGGUAUAUCAAAGAAGAGUCGCCCUACUACAGUUCUAUUACAAUACCUGUCACUGAUGCUAUGGAUGAGGAAUUUGUAAAGCCAAUCAUUAAGAAAGUCAUUGAUAUAGAGAGAGGAACGAGCUCUGUAUUAAACUUUAUACAUUUGCAAAUUGAGAUGUUCUCUUCAAUGUCUAAGGUUCAUAAACAUGCAUGUGACUUGGCAACUGCUGUAUUGAAAGACAAGGAUUUAAUAAAGACCCUAAAGGAGAGCCAGUAUGACCUGGUGCUUACUGACCCAGCAUGGGGAGCCGGUAUUUUGGUGGCUCACUAUCUUCAGCUACCUCUAGUCUACAAUGUACGGUGGGUAAUCAGUGGAGAGGGACAUUUAACUAUUGCACCAUCACCAAUGUCGUACAUUCCAAUGACUUUAUCAGGACAUUCAGACAAAAUGACUUUCACAGAGAGAGUAAAGAAUAUGCUUUUCUAUUUGCUAUUUACUGUUCAGGAUAGAUUGACUCUCCGGCCACAUUACCAGGCUGUUUGUGAUGAGUUUUUCCAACCAGGUGUGGACUUCUAUGAGUUAUUACAGGGGGCUGAUCUUUGGCUCAUGAGAGUUGACUUUGUGUUUGAAUUCCCUCGUCCCACCAUGCCUAAUGUUAUCUAUAUGGGAGGGUUCCAAUGUAAACCUGCCAAGCCUCUUCCCCAAGAACUGGAGGAGUUUGUUCAGAGUUCUGGGGAGCAUGGAGUCAUUAUCAUGUCUUUGGGGACUUUUGUCACUGAGUUUCCACAUGAUAUAGCUGAUGUGAUUGCUGCUGCUUUUGCCCAACUGCCUCAGAAGGUCAUCUGGAGACACAAAGGAGACAGGCCAGCUACUCUGGGCAACAACACAUUACUAGUUGACUGGAUGCCUCAGAAUGAUCUGUUAGGACACCCGAAGACAAGGCUGUUUGUAGCUCACGGAGGAACAAAUGGGGUUCAAGAGGCUAUUUACCAUGGAAUUCCUGUUGUGGGUCUACCUCUGUUUUUUGAUCAAUAUGACAACCUCCUUCGUCUGAAAGAGAGAGGAGGAGCAAAGCUUUUAUCUAUGGCAACAGUAGACAAGAACAAUAACUUCCUAGAGGCCUUACAGGAAGUUCUGGAUGAGCCGUCCUACAGGAUGAACAUGCAGAGACUCUCCAGGCUACACAGGGACGUGCCAAUGGAGCCCCUGGACACUGCUCUCUUCUGGAUUGAGUUUGUCAUGAGACACAAGGUGCUGCUCACCUGCGUACAGAGUCCUACAGAAUGCCCUGGUACUCCUACCACUCUGUGGAUGUUGUCCUGAUAUUGUUGGCUGUUGUGUCAGUGCUUCUUCUUCUUCUUGUUGCAAUAGUCAGAUAUUUCUGCAUUAGAACAUGCUUGAAAAGAAAGAUUAAAAGUGAAUGAUCCAAAUA
This is a messenger RNA of Coregonus sp. 'balchen', 10528 nucleotides long. The record is from the annotation of a GenBank genome assembly. NCBI's taxonomy places the organism in Eukaryota, Metazoa, Chordata, Actinopteri, Salmoniformes, Salmonidae.